Labrus bergylta (ballan wrasse) is the source of this 2713-nucleotide messenger RNA. It is a transcript of the gene stx7l, whose product is annotated as syntaxin 7-like. Gene Ontology annotation, cellular component: membrane; SNARE complex; synaptic vesicle. NCBI's taxonomy places the organism in Eukaryota, Metazoa, Chordata, Actinopteri, Labriformes, Labridae. Gene Ontology annotation, molecular function: SNAP receptor activity; SNARE binding. Gene Ontology annotation, biological process: vesicle fusion; vesicle-mediated transport; intracellular protein transport. The record is from RefSeq and is a predicted model, not a curated record.
GGAAAGCAGACAUCAUGUGACGGGGAAGUGGCUGAGAGUCCGGAAAUACACCGCUGCGUCAAGUCGCAAAGAAGCUCUCCAUCAUGGCGUACCAGGCUGGGAUUCUUCAGGAGCCCAGCGCUUUGGUUAAUAGCAUCAGCUCCAACAUCCAGAAGCUCACACUGCUGACCUCGGAGCUACAGAGAACCAUUUCUCUGCAGGGACCCGCGCAGGACAGCAACCAGUUUAGAAACACGCUGCAACAGACACAGCAGCAAGGCAACCAGCUAGCAAAGGAGACUGACAGACUGAUGAAGACUUUCACUGCACUACCUGUUGGCCCCGAUCAGCGGCAGAGGAAGAUACAGAAAGAGCGUCUGUUGAAUGACUUCUCCAACGCCCUCACCAGCUUCCAAAAGAUCCAGAGGCAGGCGGCAGACAAAGGAGAGUUUGUGGCCAGAGUGAGAGCCAGCUCCCGGGUGUCGGGAGGACAGCCUGACGACAGCUUUGGAAAUGCUUCUUUCUCCAGUGACUCUCAGGUUCAGGCUCAGGCUGAGGAGAUCACUGAAGAAGACCUGAGGCUGAUCCAGGAGAGAGAGUUGUCCAUCAGGCAGUUGGAGUCUGACAUCACAGACAUCAAUGACAUCUUCAAGGACCUGGGGAUGAUGGUGCACGAGCAGGGAGACAUGAUAGACAGUAUAGAAGCCAACGUGGAGAAUGCAGAUGUGAAUGUCCAGAAUGCCACACAGCAGCUGGCCCGCGCUGCAGAAUACCAGCGGAGCUCCCGGAAGAAGAUAUGCAUCCUCAUAAUAGUGUUGGGUGUUGUUGCUGUUAUAAUUGGACUCAUCAUCUGGGGCGCUCUCAAGAACUGAUGCCUGUUUCCUCUUCAUCCUCUUGUCGGCCAUGUCCUCUCUCCUGUUCAGUCAUCAACCUGGACACCAAGGGUAAAGAGUAGUCCUUGCUUUCCUCUUCCCCUCCGUUUUCUCAUCCCACUCAUGGGGAGAGUCAUUGUGACAGUUUGUCCUUCUUCAACUUGUUUUUAUUGUAAGACAUUUCAGUCCUCAUGUUGUGACUGUACACUCCUUCACUGUGAAAAGCAAAACUAGUGCUGGUAACUUUGUCGUUUAAUCCGGAUUAUUUCAGCAAUUUAAAUAAUAAAAAAAAAAAAAAGAAUGCAAUACAUAAAUGCUAUAACUGCUGCCUUUUAACAUGGAUACCUUUUGACAGGAAAGUUCAAUCAUUGUAGUUGUCACCUGACUGUGAAAGGUACUCAUGGUGCAUUCAGUGGCAUCCUUGUUUGCUCCACCACUUUGAAUGUUGAAUGAGAAACCGUUGAGAUAAGCUGGACUGCAAUAAAGCAGUGUGAUGUUUGAGGCAGGUAACCAUCAGAUCUACAUCUUUGCUGCAGCUACUUCUAUAUCUGACUUCAUAUGAAAAUGCAUUUUUUCUUUUUUUGCAACUUACUAAAUGACCAUUAACAUGUUGAUCUUAGAAUAAACAAAAGCCAGCUUUGGUCAAUAGACAGUUCAUUUUAAUUCAGUGAUUUGAAUCUAUGUUGUAUAUAAUCUCUCUAUAUAUCAAUAUAAAUAAUCAAAAUUAAGAGUUAAAUCUGUUCAAAUUUGUAAAUCAGAGUAACUGCACUUACACAACCUUAGUUUUGUCGUCAGGACAACACACUCCUCGAUCCACCAAUCAUUCCAUGUAAUCAAAAAAAUGUGUUGUUACUGUAAAUAGUUGGUGUGCUACCUUGGGGGCUUACAAAUUGUUUAAAGAUAUGACAUGGAAGUUAAUAAAAUUGUCCACAUUGUUGAUGAUUGCACACAAAUAAUUUAAGCGUAUGUAGAUAACGCAGGUAAAGGUCAAUGAAGAGUUUAUAGUUUGUUGGAAUAUAAACUUCUACCGUAGGUACUUUUCAAAGCACCUUACAUUUCACACGGGUGUUUUAAUCAUGUUGCUGCUUAAACCUCGUUACAUGUUGAAGGUAGCCAUAGCCAAGAGGAGAGGUCUAAUCUGCGUAGGUAAGUGAAAACACCUGGGAGGGUUGAUUGUGAUUGUGCAGGGGCUCCUCUCAUAAAGCCCUUUCUGUCUGGAAGAUUUUAUAUUUUAGGAUCUUCUUGGCAAUUUGCAUAUUGUUGUUUUUUAGUUUUUGAAACGGUGCCAAGACGGACAUUUAGAGCUUCUCCUUGAGAGUUGCUAAUGCAUCUUGGAAAGAUAGCUUUAACCAAUAAACCAAAAACAGACAAUUUCCUAAACUAGAAUGCCUCCAUUGCAACUCUGUUGUUUUCACAUACCAAGUGACACUCAGCAUACACAACUCUGACCAUGGAGUCUCCAUCUUGUUGUGUGUCUAAUACAAACUGCUUGCUGUCUUCCUUGCUUCAUUAUUUCUGUUGGUCGUGUAAAUGCAGAUAGAAACUUAGCCCUUGAUGUACAAACAUACCUCUCAGGGAGCCUCACAUUUUUCUGAGAAAGACCACCCACCAAAUCCAAACUUACAGAAAAGUAUAGUUAGUUAUGGCAACCACUAAUGCUUGUUUGCUACAACUAUUUGACAAAAAUAUAAAAUUAUGACUACAUGUGUAUUUUGAUCUUCUGCAAUUCAGCUGCCUACUAUAUGCAGGUGAAUACAUUAUCUGAAUGUUCUGAACCUUAAUGAGAAAAAUGAUUUUUACUGAAGGUAAAUGUAAUAACAUUCUGAUGAAUAAAAUGAAAUAAAUUAUUAUUUUGAACUAAA